Molecule: messenger RNA, 300 nt
Organism: Pyrenophora tritici-repentis Pt-1C-BFP
Lineage: Eukaryota; Fungi; Ascomycota; Dothideomycetes; Pleosporales; Pleosporaceae
Source: RefSeq, a predicted model, not a curated record
AUGGACCAUACAACGGCCGUAAAUGCUUCACUUGGUCUCUUCCGGCUGCGUGUGGACAGCUGGUCGGGAACGGGCUGCCGAUGCAUGAAAGGUAUUGCGCGUGCUAUGCUCGAGCUCGCCGGUGACAUGACAGGACGUCUGUGGGAAGGCGCGUCCGGGUGGUCGCUGGCACCUGCAUCGCGUCCUCACUUCUCCAAGGCGCGGGCGGGCUGGAGUGGGCCAAGCAGCAAGCACAGCACGGAAUUCAGACCGAGGCCAGGGUCCGCGCGCGCUCGCAUGGCUGGGGGCGCGCAGCUCUGA